Molecule: messenger RNA, 1025 nt
Organism: Halteromyces radiatus
Lineage: Eukaryota; Fungi; Mucoromycota; Mucoromycetes; Mucorales; Cunninghamellaceae
Exons: 5
Coding region: 46-927 (293 amino acids)
Biological process (GO): ubiquitin-dependent protein catabolic process
Molecular function (GO): ubiquitin protein ligase activity
Source: RefSeq, a predicted model, not a curated record
UUUUUUUUUUUUUUUUUUUUUUUAUUCCUGAAUAAAACUUAUAAUAUGAUAUCAACCUUUCUAUUAUGGAUUACAUUCAUAUAUAUAUUUAACCCAUUAAUACCAGUAGAAGCAUCUAUUCGUGUUAUGACUACAAAUCAAACAUUAGAUUCUCAAACAGCAUCCUUUGGACCAAGAAUUAGUGAUUAUGGCUUAUUGGCUUACAUUUAUGAACCAAUAGAAGAUAUUACUGGAUGUCAAAUCGUGCUAUCACCUGAAAUUGAAUGGAUUGCUCUUUUACGACGUGGUGGAUGUUCAUUUUAUACUAAAGUUCAAAAUAUGCAAAAGAGUGGUGCCGUUGCUGUGAUUAUAGGUGAUGAAAACAAUACUGAUUGGAUUACAAUGUCUUCUGAACAUGAUACAUCAGACAUCAUUAUUCCCAGUAUAUUUUUGACUCGAAUGGAAUAUCAAGACCUUCUUAAUGCUCAGCAUCAAAUAAAUCAAUCUCGACGUUUACUGGUGUUACUACAAAAUGAAGAUACGAUUCCUUGGUCAACUAUGGAUUGUUUUUAUAUCACCAUGAUCAUUUGUCCCAUGUUACUAUUCAUUUUGGGCUGGGUGUUUUUCCGAUUACGACGUGAAUACAAAGCCUCCUGUUUACUUUAUCAACGACAAGAAUUAUUAUCCAGCCAUUUAUAUAGGAUGACUGAUAUCGACUUGGAGCUCAGCCUACCCAAACAAUAUCACCAUGCCAAUAUAACCAUGGAUGAAUGUCCUAUUUGUUUAGAUACAUUUCAUAUUGGCUCAGAAUAUCGAAUUUUACCUUGUCAUCAUACCUUCCAUAUCUCUUGUGUUGACCCUUGGUUACUAGGUUAUAAAUCCUCGUGUCCUGUUUGCAAUCAAGAAUUAGUCAAGUCUAAUCAUCCAUCUAUUUGUGGAAGAAAAUGAUUCUCUCUCUCUCUCUAUAGAUCUUAUUGGCUCUGAUAUAUUAUUAUUAUUUUUUUGUUUGUAUUUUUUCCUUUUUUUUUUUUUUUUGUUUGUAGCAG